Molecule: messenger RNA, 1241 nt
Organism: Centruroides sculpturatus (bark scorpion)
Lineage: Eukaryota; Metazoa; Arthropoda; Arachnida; Scorpiones; Buthidae
Product: protein lev-9-like
Exons: 7
Coding region: 279-1175 (298 amino acids)
Source: RefSeq, a predicted model, not a curated record
AUCGGGAAAAUCGUAAUAUUCUUCACGUCUCCGAUUGGACGAGACUUAUUUCUGUGUAUUCUCACCGGAAGGCGUCGCGCGUGCUUCCGUGGAGUGUUUGGAUAUGCACAGUACUUCUUUUUUAUUCAUGUGUAGAAAUUAAAAGUGUUUAGUAAUAUAGAAAGUAGCCAUUAAGAAGCAAAAGUCGUUUCAAAGCUUUAAAGAUGUAAACCGAAAAAUAUCAAAAGCAAAAGGAAAGUUGAACAAUUGCAAUAUAAGAUACCGAAUGUUAAAGAACCAUGUUUGUUUGCAUAUAUCAACAACGAAAAUGGUUUUAUUACAUAAUGCUGGUGAUUAUUAACAAUGUGAACUUAAUAUCUAGUGAUGCAGAUAAAUGUGGUGAUUUACCUAAUCCAGCUCAUACAAAACCUCUUCGUGAUCAAUCACCUCCAUUUGAAGUAGGCACAAAAUUGACAUUUGAUUGUAAAAUAGGAUUUGUAGAUUCAGGCAUUAAAUCUACAGCUGAAUGUAUACUUGAAAACAAUAAUGCAGUAUGGGACAUAAAAUCUACAUGCAUAGGUGUAACUUGUGGGUAUCCUGGAGAUAUAGAAAAUGGCCAAAGAAUUGGUGAUAUUUUUAGAUUUCCAGAAAAUAUUACAUACGUAUGCAAUCCUGGAUAUAAAAUUAGAGGUAGAGCUGUUAGUUACUGUGGUACUGAUGGACAGUGGACAGAUCCUCCUCCAAAAUGUAUCAUUAAAUCCUGUCCAAACCCUCAAAGUCCACUAAAUGGUCAUGCUGCUUUUACUGUUACAACAUACAAAUCAGAGGUCCAUUAUACAUGUAGAAAAGGUUUUAUUUUAUCCGGUCCAAGUAAAAGACUGUGCCAAGAAAAUGAACAAUGGGAUGGGAGUGAACCAACAUGUAUUGAAGUAACAUGUCCAGAACCUUUAAAUGUACCUGGAGGAUAUUUUAUUAGUAUUAAAAGAGGUUCAGCUGGAUCUGGAAAAUAUAUUGAUGGUGAUAUCAUUUAUUACUAUUGCAAUAAUUCUGCAAAAAAUGUUCUUGUAAGGUGUACUAAUGGAAAUUGGAUUGGAAUGCUUCCAGAAUGUGAUGUUGAUCCAUCAUUUACUACUAUUAGUAUUACAACUAAACAAACAACUGAAAAACCUACAGAUAUUCCUGGAACACAAGGUUAGUAAUAGAUAUUCUUUACCCCAUAAGUUUUAUUUAAUUUUUGCAUCAUUUUCAUUGAAAUGUAUAUU